GUAAAUAAAAAAUAAUGGAAAAAAAAAUCUAAAUCCACAGACACGAUCUAAGAGAAGAAGCCACGUAGAGAGACACUAACACACACAAGACACAACAACCACUUUUCUCCUCCUAGUUUGGAAGAGAGAGAAAGAGAGAGAGAGAGAGAGAAAUGGCAGGACAGUCACGGAAAUGGAUGAUAUUGAUAGCAACAAUAUGGAUUCAAGCAUUCACAGGCACAAAUUUCGAUUUCUCAUCAUACUCAUCAACAAUGAAAUCGGUACUAAAAAUCUCACAAGGUCAACUUAACUACCUAGCAACAGCAAGUGACAUGGGUAAAGUAUUUGGUUGGUCUUCUGGUCUUGCUCUUAUGUAUCUUCCACUCUCUCUUGUUAUGUUCAUUGCUGCUUCCAUGGGUCUCAUUGGUUAUGGCCUUCAAUUUCUUCUCAUCAACAACAUCAUCACUUUGCCUUAUUUUCUUGUUUUUCUUCUAUGUCUGUUGAGUGGCUGCAGCAUCUGUUGGUUCAACACAGUAUGUUUUGUUCUCUGCAUAAAAAAUUUCCCAGUUAACAGACCCCUUGCACUAUCUCUCACUGUUAGUUUCAAUGGUGUAAGUGCAGCACUCUACACUUUAGCUGCAAAUUCAAUUAACCCUUCAUCAGAUCAACUCUAUCUUCUCUUGAAUGCCCUUGUCCCUCUUCUCACUUCCCUUGCAGCAUUACCUCCGAUUCUUCGCCAACCGCCUUUAUCAGACACUCAUUCUCCACACGCUGCUCGUCACAACUCGGUUAUAUUUCUAACACUAAACAUUUUAGCAGUUUUCACUGGCCUUUAUCUCCUUCUCUUUGGUUCAUCAACUUCUGAUGAAGCUACAUCAAGGCUUUACUUUGGUGGUGCUGUUGUACUGUUGAUCUCGCCGCUAUGUAUUCCUGGCAUCAUAUAUGCUAGAGAUUGGUUUAGCCAUGCUUUUCAUUCGAGUCUUCGAGUUGAAGGCACUGGUUUCAUUCUUGUCCAUGUUGAUGAUCUUGAGCUUCAUAAAGAACUACUUACGCGUCAAAACAGCACUCGCAGCCUUGGAAAUGGAGAGGGUCAUAGCCUGCUUGGUGAAAAUGAUGGAUUUCUGUAUGAAAGUCAGAGGGAAAAAAGUGCUGAUGUGAAUUGUGAGAAAUUUUUUGGACAGGAUCAACUGGAAAUGCUGGGAGAAGAGCAUUCUGCUUCUGUUCUUGUUAAAAGAUUGGAUUUUUGGCUUUACUAUGUUGCAUACUUCUGUGGAGGUACAAUUGGUCUUGUUUACAGCAACAAUCUUGGACAGAUAGCUCAAUCUUUAGGUCACAGUUCAAGAACGUCGACCCUUGUCACGCUUUACUCGUCGUUCUCCUUCUUUGGCCGCUUGCUUUCAGCUACACCAGACUAUAUUCGAAACAAAUUCUACUUUGCAAGGACAGGAUGGCUAACAAUUGCACUUAUACCAACCCCAAUUGCAUUCAUCUUGCUAGCUUCAUCAGAUAGUGUCAUGGCACUUAAUAUAGGCACUGCACUAAUUGGUUUGAGCUCAGGUUUCAUAUUUGCAGCUGCAGUGGCAGUUACAUCUGAACUGUUUGGACCUAACAGUUUAAGUGUCAAUCACAACAUUCUUAUAACAAACAUUCCAAUUGGGUCCCUUCUCUAUGGUUUUCUUGCUGCACUAGUUUAUGAUGCUAAUGCUAUCCCAUUACAUGGAAACACAAUAAUGUCUAACUCAUUAGUCUGCAUGGGAAGGCAGUGCUAUUUCUUGACAUUUGUAUGGUGGGGAUGUAUAUCUGUCUUGGGAUUAGCUUCUAGUUUGAUGUUGUUUUUAAGAACAAAACAUGCUUACAAUCAUUUCGAGAGACACCGUAUUUCGGCACAAUCAAUUGUUUCUUAACUUUUGACCAUGCAAGGAUGUGAAUAUCAUACAUGACUAAUGUUGAUAACAGAGAAGGUUGACAUGUAUAUGACAUGAUUUUGGAGGCAGAAAAAUGGAUGGAAGCUUUGGAUGCAUGAGGUUUGAGGAAAUAUGUGUCAAUGAAGUCUGGAGCUUCAUGAAAUUUUGAGACUAUGACUUGAGACAAAGCUUUUGAUGAUAUAUUUUAUUCACAAGGCAAGAUCUCCGAGGUAUCUUUUUUCAUUGGGCCAAAAAAAUGCAAAACUAGUAUUUGACAGCUCAGUUUUCCAAUUUAGCAUUUUGGUUUUUCAAUUCUUCAUUUGUAAAAACAUGUAUAUGAUGUGUUAUAUUUUUAAUUGUUGACAAAACAUAUCAACUGAGAAAAAAGCAAUGAGAUUAAAAGACAUCUACCGUCAGAGUAAAGUUAUUUUACAUUGACAACUCAUCACAAAUUUUGAACACUUCAAAUAAAAAACUGAAAAAGUAAGUUUUGUAUGAUGUGUUGGUUAGUUGUGAUUGAUUGUCGGUGUAAAAUAACUUUACACUAACGGUGUAUAGUCUUUAAUCUCAAAAAGAAAAACAAAUAUUGUUUAUUUCCUUGGUGAUUGCAACUUGUAAACCCCAUAUUUUACAAUAAUCAUAACUCGAACCUCUUCA
Molecule: messenger RNA, 2540 nt
Organism: Cicer arietinum (chickpea)
Lineage: Eukaryota; Viridiplantae; Streptophyta; Magnoliopsida; Fabales; Fabaceae
Product: protein NUCLEAR FUSION DEFECTIVE 4-like
Cellular component (GO): membrane
Source: RefSeq, a predicted model, not a curated record